AUGGCGUCGCGAACCGAACUCGAGCCUCUCUCACCGGACGAUCACGCAAUACCCGGACAAUGGCAAUCGCAGUCAUUCAGAGAUGAUACAGCACGUCGGGUGGAGACUAAAACAACGUGGUAUCCGCGUGUAAGAGAGACAUUCCGACGACGAGAUGGAUCACAGAAAGGGUGGAAGCCCCUGUCUAUGACAGCCCCGAUCUUGACGCUCCUUACGAUUUUAACGCUUCUAAUUGGUGUUGCCAUUGAGGUAUUGGCACAGCUCAGCCGUUCUCGAGGUGGCCUCGCGCUCUCACGAACACAAGACGAAAUCCCACAAUAUGCUAUGAUAAGCUAUCUAUACGCUCCUAAUAUUAUUGCAGUAUUAUACAGUCUGGUAUGGAGCUGGGUGGAUCUCGAUGUCAAGCGGAUGCAGCCAUGGUUCGAGCUAUCCAAGCCUGAAGGAGCAACGGCCGAAAACUCUAUGUUUCUCGAUUACCCCUACGACUUUAUUGCCACUGUCCCUAUCAAAGCUGCUAGGAGGAGGCAUUGGCCUGUAUUUUUUGCGGGAACAGUGACGGUUGUCAUAUUUUGGCUCAUCACCCCUUUGCAAAGUUCCAUCAUGGGAACAGGCUUGGUCAAUAUCACCGAAUCGGCAGUAAUUGGAACGAGAUCAUCUAUCGUUCCGUUGGCAAACCAGUCCGACUAUCUCACCAACCAGAUUCUCAAUACAGGAUAUUCCGUCGCAUGGCUCGGCCAAUCUUGGCCUCCGUUUACGACCGCCGAUUAUGGCACACUUCCGUUCUAUAUAGAUAAUGAUCCCGGAGAGUCUCAACUACAAACGAAUUGGACGGCCACGACAACAAAGUUAUGGACCGAACUCGAAUGUUGGCCAGCCGAGCAACCAAAACAGAAUUUUUCUACCAUGGUGAUGCACUUCGGGAACGGCCAGGGCUGCAAUACUUUCAUCAAUCUCGACGUCUUUGUAAAUCUCAAGAUGUACUAUAUUGGAUAUUACACAAGCCCAUACUCAGACUACCAGUUGGCUGAUUCCAAGAAUUGCCCUGCUACUGCAAAUUCGACACAUCAAUUCCUCGCCGCAUGGGUGUCAACUAAGGGCGGCAGUGCCAAACAAGUACCCGAGGUCAAUAUAACCGCGCUGUUCUGCCAGCCAUCUUACUAUAAGCAACAGGUGAUGAUUACUAUUGACACAAAUGGUUUCCAGCCGCUGAAUACGUCAAUUCAACCUAUCUCCCCCCCAGAACUUUUAACUGAAAAAGAAUUCAAUUCGACUUCCUUUGAGUUUUUGAUCGCAAACGGCAUGCCAAUGGAACAGGUGUUGGAUAUCACCCGAGAUUUUCCAUAUGAGUAUGUCAUUGAACAAGGUCCUCAGUUGGACAAGACCAAUAUAACCCUUCCGUUUUCCAACAUGGUUGGCUAUGCUCUUGCUCCUCAUAACGAGCCAGCAACUCCAUAUGGCGACCCUGUCCUGCUACAUGAAGCAUUCAACCGCGCCCACAAGUACCUGUUUUCGAUUGCGGUAAACCAGAUGUUGGUUAAUGAUACGACUGUAGUCAACAGCACAGCAGUUUCCGAGUUUCAACAGAGCGGUAUUCUUGUCAGUCGACUAUUUUCUGCCAUUGUCGAAGGCCUUCUCCUCUUUGUGGCGAUUUCUACAGCCUGCUUGCUAUGGUUCUGCCAUACGUCUACGAGCUAUUUAACUACAAACCCGUCCUCUAUCUCCAGGCUAGCCGCAAUUUUUCGCCACGGGCAAGAAACGAACAAGCUAUUUCGCCCUGCGGAUCACGCUGACGAGAAGUCGCUGAAAGAAUUAUUCAAAGACGAUAAAUUCCGACUUACACGAGACGAAUAUAGCGAUGAUGGUAACAUAUACUUAGAGAAGGUGGAUGGUCCAGAAGGCGACGAGAAUGAGAGGAAAUUCGAUAAACCAACCGGCUACUAUGACCCAAUUCGACCGAUACCUCUUAAGAGAGAAAUUGGACUAUUGUUUGGCCUGGUACAGGUUGGUGCUCUUGUCACCAUUGUAUACCUCAAGGUUCAAAACGACAAGAGUAAAGGCCUUAUACGACCAUCAAAUAAUUUCGAGGUCCUACAGAUUCUCGAAAACUACAUUCCCACUGCCUUUGCCACCUUCUCCGAACCUUUUUGGGUGUUGAUAAACAGGUUUAUGUGUCUCCUCCAGCCGUUUAAAGUCUUAUCGAGGGGCCGAAGUGAACCAUCAAAGUCCAUUGACACCACCUACACGGCACUUCCUCCACAACUAGUCAUUUGGAGGGCGCUCAGAUCGCGGCAUCUUAUGCUAGCUAUGCUGUGCAUCAUUGCGCUGCUGUCAAAUGUCCUCGCUGUUGGACUCGGUGCUCUUUUCAACGAGGAUCAGACAACUGCAAUCUAUACAUCAACUUUCACCCCGAAUAUUGCUCCGCAGUUCGAUAACCAAACUGUAUUCGAUUUGCCAGGUUACCUCAGUGCGAGAACGAUAACUAUGCGUGUUUACCAAGAUGAGGCAUACGUUGCCAUGUCGAACUACACAUCUGGAACACAACUUCCAUCUUGGACAACGCCGGACUACUUCUUUCAGCCUUAUACUGUCGAUAGCGGGGGCCAAAGUAACAGCAGCAGCACUUAUAGAAUUCCCACUCGAGGUUUUGGCGUCGCAAGUUUGGCUUCGACUUGUUCAACCGAUACCACUACCUUGCUAGAGGUUGCCGAAAUGAAGUUCAGAACGAGUACGACGACCAGACCUACUGGCCAAUCUGCUAUUGAAUAUAGCGAUGCCGCGGAGGCGUCCCUUUCCGAAAGUUGCACCCGACCUAUGACGUUUGGAUGGGGUAGAACACCUCAAGCAGAAAAUAUGAAUGCGACCAUUGAAGCAAGUUUUGCUAUUUGUCAGAUAUUCUUUCAGACUGCUAUGUUUGAUGUACGGCAUGACGCGGAGGGCAAUGUGCUAGAAUACGAAAGAACGAGUGAUCUUUCCACGCAUCUGGACGGCGAUGACGGGGAUGUGCAAACAAACAGGAUGAUCAGCAAUAUGAAUACCCUCGUCAGCCAUUUUGCCAAGGUAUGGCAUAACGACACACUAUCAAGAGACUGGAUUAACUAUCUCCUGACUGUAACUCUCGACACCCGAGAUUUUCUGGAUCCCAGCAAACCAGUUCCUGAUCCUAAUGACUUGAUUCCCGCAAUCGAGAAAAUCUACCGGCAAUUAUUUGCAAUCUUACUAAGCCUUAACCAACAAGUAUUUGUGCCUGGCGACAAGGAGGCCUUAAUAACAGGCCAGAGAUUAACAGAAGAAACACGGAUAUUCAUGGACCGAAACGCCUUUAUAAUCACCGUGACGGUUCUCUCCCUCAACAUCCUCGCAGUCGUCAUUUUCUACUCUCGCGGCAUCAUAUUCAACCUCCCCCGCGUACCCACCACUAUUGGCUCAGUCCUUGCCUUUGUCUCUGCAAGUCACAUCCUAGAAGAUCAAGGGUCGUCUUCAAGAGGACCAGACGACAAAUCAAAGGAUAAAAAGACGUAUAGUUUCGGCCGAUACAUCGGGGUAGAUCAGAAGGUGCACCUGGGGAUUGACGUGGAUCCUUAUGUAGCUCUGAUUGAUCCCGCGUCGUUGAAAGAGAAGAAGUCUGUGGUGCGGAGGGCAGUGACGGGGGAUUUGAGGAGGAGGAACCAGGGGACGUUUGAGCCGGUGAGAAAUGGCACUUGGUUGUGA
Messenger RNA from Trichoderma breve, 3708 nucleotides. RefSeq lists its product as uncharacterized. The record is from RefSeq and is a predicted model, not a curated record. The coding region runs from base 1 to 3708 and encodes 1235 amino acids. The transcript is spliced from 5 exons. Lineage: Eukaryota; Fungi; Ascomycota; Sordariomycetes; Hypocreales; Hypocreaceae.